UCUCCGAACGCAUUCGUUCAAGAAGGAAAUCCCAUUGUUACACCGAUCGGUUCACAACAUCUUCAUCAAGAAGUGGAAUUAGGUGUGGUUAUUGGUAAAACUGCUAAGGCUGUGACUAGGAGCGAGGCAAUGUCAUAUGUUGGCGGAUACGCGGUGGCACUCGAUAUGACUGCAAGAGAUUUUCAGGAUGAGGCGAAGAAAGGUGGAGCGCCUUGGUUUCUGUCUAAAUCAUUCGACACUGCAUGUCCUAUUUCGAAGUUUAUACCCAAGGAAGAAAUUGAGGAUCCCCAUUCCGAAGAGUUAUUUUGCCGCAUCAACGGGGUUGAAAAGCAACGAUGUAAAACAAACGUAAUGAUUUUCGACAUUCCAACCUUGAUAGAAUACAUCACUCGAUAUGUGACCUUGGAAGAAGGUGAUCUUCUACUCACAGGUACACCUGCUGGAGUUUCUAGAGUGCUCCCGGGUGAUUGUAUAGAGUUUGGUCUUACCAAUCGUAUCACUUGUAAUUUUGUUGUGCAGUAG
Molecule: messenger RNA, 522 nt
Organism: Cylicostephanus goldi
Lineage: Eukaryota; Metazoa; Nematoda; Chromadorea; Rhabditida; Strongylidae
Source: the annotation of a GenBank genome assembly